This is a messenger RNA of Patella vulgata (common limpet), 3965 nucleotides long. RefSeq names its product coiled-coil domain-containing protein 169. The transcript is spliced from 8 exons. Bases 29 to 697 code for a protein of 222 amino acids. The record is from RefSeq and is a predicted model, not a curated record. Lineage: Eukaryota; Metazoa; Mollusca; Gastropoda; Patellidae.
CACAUAGCAACGUUUACAUUGUGUCAAAAUGGCGGUGGACUUGGUCGAGGAAUAUGAGUUGGAAAAAAUACGUUCCGAAAUUAAUCAGGAACGGCAAAUGAAGGAAAUGCUAGAGCAGUCUGCUGAAGAAUUAAAAACAACAGUUGAAGAAUUAGAAAAAAGAUUUGAUGCUAUUGAAAAUGAAGAUGAAUAUAGUGAAUUUGCAUCUGGAAAUGAAUGGAAAACACGUUUUGAAACACAGACCGAAAUGAACCAACAAUUAGAGCGGCAGAUCUUGAUGUUAGAAAAUAAGGUUGAAGAAUCCAAGAAAAAUCUAAGAGAUGUAGGUAAAUCACCACAGGGUGGUAAGUUAUUAGAAGAUUUAGCUGAUGCUAAUCCGCAGAUGGUCAAAGCUUUAGAGAAAGAUAAAAUGAGUUUGAUGAAUCAAAUUAGAGAUUUAGAAUGGAGACUUGAUCAAGAAUCAAAGGCUUACCAUCGAGCUAAUGAUGAAAGGAAACAAUAUGUUAUAGAAAUUAAUUCUACGAAGGGCAGUAUCUAUCACCUACAGAGACAGAGGGCAGCAGGUGAUGCAACAUAUAGAACACCAAGAGAACAAGGGGGGAAUAUACCAGACGAUCAAAGAAUUUUAGAUCCAAAGAAAGGCCCAAUCAGAAAAACAGCUGGUGUGAAGAAUCUGCCCAGCUUAGAUCAUAUUUGAUCAUUGAGAUAUGAUUGACACAUCAGCCAACCAAUCAAAAGCCAUGUUAUUCUAGUGAUAUAAUCAAGUCCGUCCUGUAUUAGUUUGCACCAAUCGGUAUUCUCAUUUCAAACAGCAUUUAAAUGAGUAUUAACCUUGCUUAUGUAUUAAUAUUUCUACAGUUUAUAGAUAUUACUAUCGAGGAAAUAACUCCAUAAGGGUAUAUUUAAAGAUACAUUAUGUAAGAGCUAAAUCUGCCUAUUGCAGGGCUUUCUUUUGACUUCAAAUGUUAUAUAAACUAUUAUUUAGACAUCUAUUCACAUAACAACAAGCCUAUAAUCAACUCUUCAGACCAUCGAAUGGCCAAGAUUUAAACGAUUUGAAACAUGAUCACCAUUUAAUUUAAAUUAAAAAUGGGGGCUCGAGGCUGAACAAGUACUGUUGCUACGAUGAUAAACAAUCUAUGCCAUAUCUUGUCAAAACUUCAAACAGUGAUAACUUUGCUGAGAAUAGAGUAAUUUGAAUGAAAUUUUCAAUAUAUUCAUUUUGCAUUAUCUUUUUUUGGAACUAUUAUAGCAAGAACGGCCAGCUCUUACCUAAAUCUUACACAAUGUAUCUUUAAAUGAACUUGAUAUAAUGUUGUAAAUAUAUCUGCCGAGGGAAUAUAUCCAUGAGAGUAUUUUUUAACAAUAUUUAACUUAAACUAACUAGAUAAUUUGUAAAUAAAAAAAUACUUGUGCCAUGAUAUCAGUUGCCAUCAGGAUUCAGUGGAUAAAAUCAGAGUGAUUUGUUAUCAAUGACCAUUUGUUGUAAUAAGCGAGGUCAGAUGUAUAAAGCAAUACGAUUGGUUUACUUCAUGCAUUCUUUCUUUGCCUGUGAUAAAACUACGCAAUUUAUGGAAAACUAUAUGUCAAAAUUACCAUAGCUACUACUUGUUAAAAAUAUUAUUCUAUUUCUGUACAGUUAUCUUUCACAAAUCCCAAAAACUGUUUUAAGUAGUAAGAUAUCAAAGAGACUUUGAUGUUUGAAAACCAGUGGUCGUAUUUCACAAAACAUGUAAGACAUAUUAUGUAUAUAAAGUGAACAUUUCAAUAUACAACUUUAUUGAUUUUAUGUUUACCUAACUUAAAUAUUUUGUGAAAUGGUUCCCUGGGCCUUUUUUAAAAAAGAAAAAAAAAAUAGAUGCCUUAUCAUGGUUUGGAUAGACGUGCUAUAAUUUCAGUUUUUUUGUAAUUUUUGAUAUGACAAUCAUCAACAUCCCUGGUGUCUUAACCACAAAAACUUGAAUCUCUUUAUUAAUUGAUAUACUAAAUAAAUUAAAAUCUUACACAGAAUGGCAGUCAACAUUAUACGGAAACAGACCACUGAUUUUCCAGAAUGGCACUGCACAAUGGAAACAAUUCACUGAUUUCCAGAAUGGCACUCCACAAUGGAAACUGUUCACUGAAUGGCAGUCCAUGACGGAAACAGAUCACAUAUUUCCAGAAUGGCAGUUCAUGAUGGAAACAGUUCACUAAUUUCGAGAAUGGCAGUCCGCAAUGGAAGCAAAACAUUAUCAGUUGCAACCAAAAAUUAUUAAAGAUAUUUGAGUUUUUGUGAAUAGAGAACCUGAUCACAUUGGGUAAUUCAAGUUAACAUCGACAUGUUCAAUGCAUACAAUAUAUAGUAUUUACCGGUACUGUAUUGACGUAUACAAUAUAGUACUUAUAUAAUGGGUAUAUACAAUAUAGGAAUUAUUUAUUACAUCAUUGUAUAUGUAUACUAUAUAUAGUAAUUAUUUAUAGUACCAUUCAGUGUAUAGGAUAUAUUAUUGAUUGUAUCAAUGGAUACAAUAAAGUAUUUAUUUAUUUAAGGUAUUUAUUAAAAUAUUCAUAUUUUAUCUGUAAACAACACCUAUAUUUGUAUAUAAAUAUAUUUUAAUAAUUCACUUAUAAAAACCUUUUUCUAUUGUUAAUACAUUAAUAUAAUAUUUCUUUAACUUUCUCCAAUUACUUAUAUGAUAAAAGAAUAUACCAUGUUGUAUUUAAAUAUGAAAAACAAACUCUACUGCUAAGGCUCAUUGAUAAUCGGUUCUAGCUUCAAACUGAAUCUUUUACAAUUGAUGGUUAAACUGUUGCAACACUACUUAGCCGUACCAGUUAUGAUUGAGAAAUCUACGGCUAUUUAUAAGUACAGCCGUCACUUAGUGAUAACCACCGGUAUACUUAAGAGAAAAUCAGAAUAACGCUUUAAAUAUUGUAUACAUCAUUGGGGUUUUCAGAGCUUUGUUCUGCUAAUUAAAGGUACAAUAGAACAUUAGUUAUCACCAAGUUUCUAAAAGAUAAUUUGCUCUGUGAUAUCUUUAACAGUAAGUUAGUUCUUUUCCAGUUUUGCUGAUAAAUAGUGAUAUUUGAGGAGAAAACCAGAUGUGAUUGUGGGUUGAGUUAUUUUUGUUGUAAUACAUACUAAUAGAUGAUAUUUAUUAUUGUGGUGCAAGUCCUAUUGCCGGUUUAAUAUGUGAUUAAUUAUUGUGUUUAUUGAUAUCGUUUAUUAGCUGAUUUGUUACGAAUAAGGUUGUUUGCUAUCCAAUCAUGCUAAAAGGCCCAAAAAUCAUUUUUGUGGUCCUAAAUUAUGGAUGCUUAUUUUUAUGAUUUGAAAUAAAUUAUGCUUUUUUUCACAUAAGGAUCAGUGGUGUAGUAAGGGUUCUCCAUGCCAAGGGGCAAAGACACUUUUUGUGUCCCAACACAAAUAGUCAUAAUUUUGACCUAUUUGACUUUGAAAACCUUUAAAUUGCAUAAUUGUAAUUAUUUUAAAAUAGUAUAGGACUUAGCUCAGAGGAAAAUGUUCGGCCUUCAUACCUGCUUAAGUGGGCAACUUCUCCACCCUGCUACAACUGUGUUACCAUUGCUUUUAUAUGCUUUUAUUUAAUGGUUAUAUAUUACUGUUUUUUAUGCUCCCAAACUGUGAUAAAUUGUUCAAAUUUUAAAAUUAACACUGUUUUCAAAAGGAAAAAUUGAUGUUCACAUUUCACAAACUGAUAAAUUGGUCAAAUUUUUAACAUGGACACUAUUUGAAAAAGAAAAAUUAAAUUUCAAAGAUAUAUUUGUUUGUUAAAGUCACAGCUGGUUGUUUAAAAGUUUAAAAUUUUAAAUGUUGAUAUCAAAAGUUAAUGUUGAUUAUUUUCUGAUUUGUUGAUUUUUGUUUUUUGCACAAUUACUAUUUUAUAAAAGAAAUCUUUUUUUUUUACAAUAAUAUACAUAUUAUAUAUUAUAAAUUAUUCUUAAACAAUAUAUAAAGAUAUAAAAAUUCA